Messenger RNA from Phlebotomus argentipes, 1877 nucleotides. It is a transcript of the gene ArfGAP3, whose product is annotated as ADP-ribosylation factor GTPase-activating protein 2. NCBI's taxonomy places the organism in Eukaryota, Metazoa, Arthropoda, Insecta, Diptera, Psychodidae. Gene Ontology annotation, molecular function: GTPase activator activity. Gene Ontology annotation, biological process: COPI coating of Golgi vesicle. The transcript is spliced from 5 exons. The record is from RefSeq and is a predicted model, not a curated record. The coding region runs from base 166 to 1788 and encodes 540 amino acids.
AGAGGGCGCAAUGAACGCCCCUUGGACACGUCAUUUGAGAAGUUGGAAAAGUGAGUUUAGUGCAAUUUUCAAGCAGCAUUUCCCAUUCACUGAAUGACCCAAUUUGCGUGAAAAUCCUCUCUAACCGUUCUGGAUAUCCUCAAGAUUGUGUAAUAUUUGUGAAAGAUGGCCCAAAACCCCACUAAGGCAGAUAUCGAGACGCUUUUUAAUCGUCUCAGGGCGAUCGCCACCAAUAAAAGCUGCUUCGAUUGUGGCCAGAAGAAUCCCACCUGGGCGUCUGUGACGUAUGGCGUGUUCAUCUGCAUUGACUGCUCGGCUGUUCAUCGAAGUCUGGGAGUUCAUCUGACCUUUGUGCGCUCCACGAAUCUGGACACCAACUGGACGUGGAUUCAGCUGAGACAGAUGCAGCUGGGAGGCAAUGCCAGCGCAGGCCAGUUCUUCAGGCAGCACAACUGCAACACCACCGAUGCCCAACAGAAGUACAACUCCCGGGCGGCUCAGUUAUACAGAGACAAGCUGUCGGCAGCAGCUCAGCAAGCGAUGAAGAUUCACGGGACUCAGCUCAAUGUUGAUGGCAAUGUGGAAGGAAUUUCGGCCAAGCAGGAGAAGGAAGAGGAGGAUUUUUUUGCAGAUUGCACAACAAAUGGCAAUUCCGAUGUCCAGGAAGACUAUGACAAUAGCAGGAGGAAGCAGUUUGAUGAGCCUGUGGCUACAGAGAGCGCCCCAGCGGUUCGGAUGACAAUGGAAAACACUGGAGCGCCGAGUGUGGACUUUCUCAACUCGACAGUGCCUAUUGAAGCGCCCAAAUCGACAAUUGGCGUGAGGAAAAUUCAGCCCAAGAAGGCGGGCAUCGGAUCAGCGAAGAAAGGUGGCUUGGGCGCGAUGAAGGUGAAGACAAACUUUGCUGACAUCGAGCAGAGAGCCACGAUGGCGGACCAGAUGAAGGAGGCUCCGGCGCCGGAGAAGAAACUCACAGUCGAAGAGGAGGCAGAAGCGAUCGCCAGCGUGAGACUGGCCUAUCAGGAUUUGUCUGUGCAGAAGACACGCGAGGAGGAGCGUCUGAAGGCCACAGAUCCAGCCAAGGCGAAGCAAAUGGAGCGCCUGGGCAUGGGUUUCGCGGGCAGGAGUGCCGUAUCUCAUUCAGCGGUUAGCGACAUGAAGACGCUGAGUGAGGAGAAAGCGCCUGCCAAGGCGAAGAGUCGCAGCUUCUUCGAUGCAGACGCCAAUGAUGGGGGUUUCUUCGAUGAUCUGCUGCCUAUGUACUCCACCAGUAUGAUUGUGGGUGGGAAGUCAACGGCUAGCAAGCAGGAGAAGAAUGAGGAGUGGACAAUUGUGAAUGCUAGCGAUGCGGUGGAUCCCAUCGAUGGCGAUCGUCCGGUGAUUCACACGAUGUUCAUGCAGCAGCCCACAAAGAGUACGCCUAAAGAGGCGGCGAAGGUGGUGCACAAGUCGUACGACAAUGAUGAGGCUCAGAAGAAGUUUGGUGGCGCGAAAGCAAUCUCAUCUGAUCAGUUCUUUGGCAAUGAGAGUUCCACCUUUGAGAGAUCAUCCAAUUUGGCGCGCUUCCAGGGUUCCAGCAGCAUUUCAUCUGAUGACUUCUUCGACGAUGGCACAGGCAGGAGCGUAAAUCGAGGCGCAAACUCCCGGAUGCGCAGCAUGGACAUCCGCGGACCGAAUCUCGAUGAGGUGCGCGAAAGUGUUCGCCAGGGUGUAACGAUGGUGGCGGGGCGCUUGAGCACGCUGGCCAGUGAGGUGAUGACCACGAUCCAGGACAAGUACGGCGGAUAGGGAUCGGCCACGUCGUAGGCGCGCCAACAAAUUUGAAAAAUUGAAAAUGAGACGGGGAGAUUCAGCAUAAUAAAUAGGGCGAUAAAAUA